Messenger RNA from Saccharomycopsis crataegensis, 1722 nucleotides. RefSeq names its product Vba4 protein. The transcript has a single exon. The record is from RefSeq and is a predicted model, not a curated record. Gene Ontology annotation, biological process: basic amino acid transport; transmembrane transport. NCBI's taxonomy places the organism in Eukaryota, Fungi, Ascomycota, Saccharomycetes, Ascoideales, Saccharomycopsidaceae. Gene Ontology annotation, molecular function: basic amino acid transmembrane transporter activity. Gene Ontology annotation, cellular component: fungal-type vacuole membrane. Bases 1 to 1722 code for a protein of 573 amino acids.
AUGGCCAGUAUGAGUCAACAACAACAACCAUUGCUUGAUCCUUCCACUACAUCCCCGGGGCUUGUUGCCACGGAAAUCUCCACAGAAAUUGACGAGCAAAUUGGAAACUAUGGAUCGAUCGAUCAUCAACCAGAUGAGCCACAAAUUAAUAUUAUUGAUGAACCGGUUCUUCUGCCAGGACGUCAAAAAGUGAUUCUUUUUUCGAUCUAUGUGUCAAUAUUUUUAGGGGCCUUGGAUACUACUAUUGUUGCUACCUUGUUGACCACCAUCGCCAGCGAUCUUGAUGCAUUACCUCAAGUGUCAUGGAUCGCGACGUCGUACUUACUUUCCUGUCUGGCAUUCCAACCAUUGUUCGGAAAGCUCUCAGAUAUCUUUGGUCGCAAGCGGUUGCUAUUAAUCUGUAAUGUAAUGUUUGCCGGUGGUUGUCUUUUGUGCGGAGUAGCGCCGAAAUUUUGGCAAUUAUCGCUUGGAAGAUUCAUUACCGGGAUCGGAGGCGGGGGAUUCAACACUUUGGGAACCAUCACCAUGUCGGAUAUUAUCCCAUUAAGAGAAAGAGGAGUGUAUCAAGGAUAUGGGAACAUUGCCUAUGGAUUAGGAGCCGCUAGUGGAGGAAUCGUUGCAGGAUUUUUCAGUUCUUGGAGAUGGGCGUUCUUGCUCCAAAUUCCAAUCUGCUUGUUUACAGGCACAAUGAUAUUGUGUUAUUUGAAUCUACCAAAAGGAUCCCCAGGAUUAGGAGUGCAUGGCCAUGAUGUUUGGACCAAAUUCUCUAAGAUUGACUUAUUAGGGAGUUUCAUUUUGGUUAGCUCGUUGAUCGCGUUUAUGUUGGCGGCGUCUAUUGGUGGUAAAGAUAUUUCAUUUGGUAGUGGUACGUUCUUGCUGCUUAUUUCAGGAAGUAUCUUUGGAUUAUUCUUGUUUUAUCAAUAUGAAUUGAGAGUGGCCAAGGAACCAGUUAUCCCAGUCCAUCUUUUGAAGCAACAAACGGUGCUUGCGUCUUCUUUCAAUUGUUUUUUCAUGUCUAUGACCAUGUUCACGAUGAUUUAUUUUGCUCCAUUCUUUUGGACAUCGGUGAAAGGUUAUACUGCCUCGGCCAGUGGGUUAAGACUUGUCUCGAACUUUCUUGGAGUUUCUACAGGUUCGAUCAUGGCUGGCCACUACAUGCAUAAAACUGGGAAAUACUAUAAGCUUGCCUUGGUGUCAGGAAUAGCCUCGAUAGUUGGAUUAUUUCAGGUCUGGUUGCUUGGAGAAGAUUCUAAUGAUUGGUACGAGUUAAUAGUGCUCUUCUUGCCGGGAUUAGGGACAGCAGUAAUGCUUACUGUGUCUUUAGUAGCAAUGAUCAGCUCGGUUGAUCACAAAGAACAAGCAUUGACUACCUCGAUUCAAUAUGGGUUCAGAAGUGUCGGGUCAACCCUAGGGGUUGCUAUCGCUACCGCGUUUUUCGAGGAAUCUCUACAACGUAACUUGGUGAAGAAUUUCCAGGAGUUGCGUAAUGUUCCACCAGGCUACACCGAGGAAAUGUUAAGGCAAAUAAUUGACCAGGCAAUGAGGCUGUCAAGUUAUGCUUUUGUAGAAGCUCCAAAGUUUGCCAAGCAGGCGAUUCUUUCUGCGUAUGAUAGAGGUUGUCAUGCAGCGAUUUUGUUUGGAUUGAUUGCGUGUGUUAUUAGUGUUAUUUGUAAUCUUUUCAUCAAAGAACAUCCUUUGACAGGGUCUAUGAAAAGAACUUGA